This is a messenger RNA of Ilex paraguariensis (yerba mate), 603 nucleotides long. NCBI's taxonomy places the organism in Eukaryota, Viridiplantae, Streptophyta, Magnoliopsida, Aquifoliales, Aquifoliaceae. The record is from the annotation of a GenBank genome assembly.
UUAGAAGAGUAGUUAUCUGAUCUUAAAAAAUGUGUUGCCAUCAUGUUCCCCAGGCUGAUUUUAAAUUGCACUAUGAUAGGCUCCUGCCGUUGCUAAAGCUGUAUUGUGCAGGAGCGGUCAAGCGCCCUAUCUUACUUAAUAAAGGGGCUCAAAAGCUGCGAAGAAAGUCUAGUUGCUCUAAUCGAGCUAUGAAAUCAGUGAUAAAUUUAAAGCAAACCUUUGCUGGAGCAGUUAUAGAGGUCUCCGGGUUGACCAUUGAUGGUAUAUGCAUCAGAUACAUUUGGAGUUGCUCCUGUUCUUGUGGCCUGCCUCACUACAUCAAUGGGGACAAGGGAUCAUUAUACCAAGAAGUAUGGGCAGUUCGCGCGUUGGCUUGGGGAACGGAUAGGAGUCUCCUUCUUUCGGGCGAAUGACCAGAGCUCCAUAAACAGUGGCUCUGAGCCAUGAGCUAUGCGCAUGCCACCACAGUGUACCUACCUGUCCUUGAAUGGUAAAUCUGUAAGUGUAACUCCCUCCUGGCCUAAUUGGGCAUUGAGUAAUGAAUUCUGGUCCAUCGGCCCACCCUGUUCUCAUCUGCCUCACGCCAUGCCUGGAUAAGGAUAA